AUGUUUCGUACAGUUCCGUGUAAAGCUGCCAUACAUAUUCUGAUAGCUUCUCUAGCCUUCGCAUUUGUCGCAACACAACUUCUUAGAGGCAGCACACAAGUCCCAAUGGAAGAUACUCCAAGUCCAUUUCAAAGCGAUAGCGGCAAUAUGCCGGAUAUGGAGACGAUUCGUUCCAUCGUUGAAACCCAUCGGCCUGAUCUCAAUGUCUACGCGAAAUUUUACCGUAAUAUUCACCAAGACCCCGAAAUCUCAGGCAUGGAGACAAAUACCGCCCGCGUGGUAGCUCAGCAUCUUACCACGAUGGGGUAUGAGGUUCACACUGGUAUCGGUGGUCAUGGUGUGGUAGAAGUCCUCCGUAAUGGAGCAGGUAAAAAGGUCCUCAUGAGAGCUGAAUUGGACGCUCUACCCAUUCAAGAACAAACAGAUCUACCCUAUCGGAGCGAGAAGCGUAUGAUUGAUCGAUACAACAACGAAAGGCCCGUCAUGCAUGCAUGUGGCCAUGAUAUGAAUAUGGCAACGCUUCUGGCGGCUGCUAAGCUCCUUUCCUCCUCAAUCAAGCUGUGGAAUGGAACUAUACUCAUUCUCUUUCAGCCCGAUGAAGAGGAGACCGGCGGGGCAAAAGCAAUGGUUGAAGAUGGCCUUUACGAACGCGUUCCUGUUCCGGACCUCAUGCUGGGCCAACACAUUGUGCCCUCUAUUGCCGGUACAGUUUCGAUACGCUCAGGACCAGUUUUGGUUGCUGCUGAUUCUGUUCGCGUCCGCGUCAUUGGUGGACCCUGCGAGGGCAGCAUUAAUCCACAGCUAUGCGUCGAUCCCAUUCCACUGAGCAUGCGCAUAAUCCAGGGCCUUGAGGAUAAAGUCAAAAAUGAGGUCGGCAGACAAGAAGACGUUACCGUGGCGUGUUGGGGAUUUCAUGCUGGAGAACCUGGAGGCGACUAUGUGGCCCAUGCCGAUAUCCUGCUUGACGUAAAGACGGUCAAGCCUAGCAUCCGUCGACAAGCCCUUGACAUAAUUGAGAGGCAAUUUCGUCAUGAGUGCAACUCCGAAGGCGUGCCUACAGAUCCUGUCUUCAACUGCACUGUUCGGGCCCCUCUGACCUCGAAUGACGAAGCCAUCGUUGCCCCUAUUUCUAAAGUCUUCAAAAACUACUUUGGCCCCAAUGUUGGAGAGAUGGCAUUUACCCGUGCCUGCGAGGAUUUUUCAACCCUCGGGGCUGCGUACAAGAUCCCAUAUGCGUACUGGAAUUAUGGAGGCACUCCCAUUGGAACCAAGAAACCUUUUGCGACCAACCAUUCGCCUUUCUUCGCCCCUGCGAUACAGCCAACACUGAAGACUGGAACUGAUGCAAUGGCACUCGCUGCUUUGGCCUUUCUAGUAUCUCAUUAG
Molecule: messenger RNA, 1386 nt
Organism: Fusarium poae
Lineage: Eukaryota; Fungi; Ascomycota; Sordariomycetes; Hypocreales; Nectriaceae
Exons: 2
Coding region: 1-1386 (461 amino acids)
Molecular function (GO): hydrolase activity
Source: RefSeq, a predicted model, not a curated record